AUGGACGACUUAACGGUGCACUUGGGUGACUACGACCUGACCGCGGACAACGAAACUGAACACCAGGCGCGGAAAGUGUCUCGCGUGCUGUUCCACUCUCAUUUCCAUCCGUUCCUGUUGGCCAACGAUAUAGCGCUGCUGCAACUCGACCGGCCGGCCGCCGCGAGCGACACCGUCAGGCCCGUGUGCAUGCCGUCCGCCGACGGUGACUCGUAUGUGGGCCAAAAAGGCACGGUCGUGGGAUGGGGGAUCACUGGAUUCCCGACAGGCGACCCAAGUCCCACGCUGCAGAAACUCUCCGUGGAAGUCCUGUCAAACUUCCAGUGUUCCCGUGUCAUCGACGAUCACGUAGGUCUGGGCAUGCUGUGCGCCGCCGCGCCGUCGUUGCAAGGGACGUGCUUCGGCGACAGCGGAGGCCCCCUGACCGUGGAACGAGAAUCGGGAAGAAACGUUUUGAUCGGCCUGGUGAGUUACGGAGUGACGGGCUGCGCGGUCAAACCGGCUUUCCCCGAUCUGUACACCAGAAUAUCGGAAUACACCAAAUGGAUCGACGUCGCCACUUCGUAG
Macrosiphum euphorbiae (potato aphid) is the source of this 567-nucleotide messenger RNA. Lineage: Eukaryota; Metazoa; Arthropoda; Insecta; Hemiptera; Aphididae. The record is from the annotation of a GenBank genome assembly.